Closterium sp. Naga37s-1 is the source of this 1329-nucleotide messenger RNA. The record is from the annotation of a GenBank genome assembly. NCBI's taxonomy places the organism in Eukaryota, Viridiplantae, Streptophyta, Zygnematophyceae, Desmidiales, Closteriaceae.
AUGUCCCCUUCCCUGCUUCCCCCCGUCCCCUUCCCUGCUUCCCCCCAUCCCCUUCCCUGCUUCCCCGUGUCCCUUUCCCUGCUUCCCCCCAUCCCCUGCCCUUCAUCCCCCCAUCCCCUUCCCUGCUUCCCCGUGUCCCUUUCCCUGCUUCCCCCCAUCCCCUUCCCUUCAUCCCCCCAUCCCCUUCCUUUAUGUUCCCCCAUCCCCUUCCCUGCUUCCCCAUGUCCCCUUCCCUGCUUCCCCAUGUCCCCUUCCCUUCCUCCCCCCAUCCCCUUCCCUGCUUCCCCGUGUCCCUUUCCCUGCUUCCCCCCAUCCCCUUCCCUGCUCCCCCCCAUCCCCUCCCCUGCUUCCCCGUGUCCCUUUCCCUUCCUCCCCCCAUCCCCUUCCCUGCUUCCCCAUGUCCCUUUACAAGCUUCCCCCCAUCCUCUUCCCUGCGUGACGUGCCCACAGAGUGGAGGUGGGAGCGGGUGUGGGGGCAGUGGGGAGCUGCGAGGAGGACGAGGAGGAGCAGCCCCUGGCGCUGGCAGCUUCCUUGGAGGGGCACACAGAGGAAGAGGGGGGCGAGGUGGGGAGGUGGGCAAGGUGGGGAGCAAGGUGGGGAGCAAGGUGGGGAGCAAGGUGGGGAGCAAGGUGGGGAGCAAGGUGGGGAGCAAGGUGGGGAGCAAGGUGGGGAGCAAGGUGGGGAGCAAGGUGGGGAGCAAGGUGGGGAGCAAGGUGGGGAGCAAGGUGGGGAGCAAGGUGGGGAGCAAGGUGGGGAGCAAGGUGGGGAGCAAGGUGGGGAGCAAGGUGGGGAGCAAGGUGGGGAGCAAGGUGGGGAGCAAGGUGGGGAGCAAGGUGGGGAGCAAGGUGGGGAGCAAGGUGGGGAGCAAGGUGGGGAGCAAGGUGGGGAGCAAGGUGGGGAGCAAGGUGGGGAGCAAGGUGGGGAGCAAGGUGGGGAGCAAGGUGGGGAGCAAGGUGGGGAGCAAGGUGGCUGAAAUGCUUAAUAUAUGCUCUGGCAUCCCCGUCACUGUCGCCAUCCCUCCCUUCUCCCUUCCCAACUCGCACACUUGUCACGCCCACUCACUCCUUUGGUCUCCCACGCCCCACUCUCCAGCCCCUCAGCUGCUGGAAAGCAGAUCUACGACCGGAUCCGCCCCGAGGCGAACCCCUCCGCGCACCGCCACGCCGGUCACGAAGCAGCAGCAGCCCACAGCGCACUUCGGCAGAAUAUGCGAGAUAGGGCGUGCAGCUGGCAGAGCUGCGAGGCAGCCUCUUCUCGAGACUGCCUUCAGCCUCCCCUGCUGCCCCAUACCAUAUGCUGACUUGCGCCCGAUAAGGCCCUGCAUUUGA